AUGAGUCAUCCUUUGAUCAUCGCUCUUCUUUUGGGAGCUGUAUUGGGUGUCUGUUCACAAGUUCAGGUGUAUGUGGAUAUGCAUGUUGUUGCCUGUCAUACUAAUGACAUGGAUCCCGAGGACGAGAAACAGCUGGAUGGAAAUGAAAUGUAUUACCUUGAUUUUAAAAAGAAAGACGUUGUGAUCACAAAACCGCCAAGUUUAGGACAGUUUAGCGUUCCACUCUGGGUGCAGUAUGCACUGCUGAUGCAUAAGGUUUGCCUGUACAACCUGUAUGUGGCUGUCGAAGCUGAAAACUACCCACCUGAGCAGAUCGAUCCUCCUGAAGUCAUAGUUUAUCCCAGGAAUAAGGUUUUACUUGGCAGAAGAAACAAGUUGAUCUGCUUUGUGAACAACUUCUUCCCACCACCUGUGAAAGUGAAGUGGACUAAGAAUGAUGUGGAGGUGACAGAGGGGGUCACUCUGAGUCGCUACUACCCCAACAAGGAUUUCACCUUCAGACAGUACUCUACUGUACCCAUCACCCCACAGGAGGGGGAUGUUUACUCCUGCACUGUGGAGCACAACGGGCUUCCUGAACCUGAAACCAGGUUCUGGGAGCCUGAAAUUCGGGAAGUGUCAGACAUUGGAAAGACAGUUUAUUGUGGAGCAGGACUAACUCUUGGUUUGUUGGGUGUGGGAGUUGGAACCUUCUUUCUUGUAAAGGGCAUCAGUUGCAAUUGA
This is a messenger RNA of Scleropages formosus (Asian bonytongue), 723 nucleotides long. RefSeq names its product H-2 class II histocompatibility antigen, A-U alpha chain-like. The record is from RefSeq and is a predicted model, not a curated record. Gene Ontology annotation, biological process: antigen processing and presentation; immune response. Bases 1 to 723 code for a protein of 240 amino acids. Gene Ontology annotation, cellular component: membrane; MHC class II protein complex. The transcript is spliced from 4 exons. Lineage: Eukaryota; Metazoa; Chordata; Actinopteri; Osteoglossiformes; Osteoglossidae.